CUCGUUACUCCCCUUAAAUUCCCAAAACAAUCACCUAAUUAUUUCAAAUUCCGAAGGCAAUUAGUCAUUCCCCAGUGAGAGUCAUACGUAUGACAUCAUUUCUAGAAAAAACAAGUCAAGGUCCAAGUGAUCAUCUUCCAAGUGCUGGAUAUUCCCCCAGGAUGCAAAAAAAUUACAAUCAAUCGAUGAAAUAACACCAAAAGAUCCACCAAAAAAUCCAUAAAACAUUUUCUUUUUGUAGAUAUUUGAGAAAACCAUUGGGUGAAGGGUUUAGACUUCUAGGAAAUUCCUGGGGUGGUUCUCGAGGACAAUGGCUAAGACCUAUGACUACUUGUUUAAGUUGUUGCUCAUUGGAGACUCUGGAGUUGGCAAGACUUGUGUUUUGUUCAGGUUCUCCGAGGAUGCCUUCAACACCACUUUUAUAUCAACUAUUGGUAUUGACUUUAAAAUACGCACAAUCGAGCUAGACGGCAAGAAGAUUAAGCUACAAAUAUGGGAUACCGCUGGUCAGGAGAGGUUUCGUACAAUCACAACAGCCUAUUAUCGUGGAGCAAUGGGUAUAAUGCUCGUCUACGACGUGACAAACGAGAAAAGCUUCGAGAAUAUAAAAAAUUGGAUUCGCAAUAUCGAGGAAAAUGCAUCAGCUGACGUCGAGAAGAUGCUUCUAGGUAAUAAAUGUGAACUUACGGACAGGAGGCAAGUGUCCAAGGAGCGUGGUGAGCAAUUAGCUGUUGAAUAUGGUAUUAAAUUCAUGGAGACAUCGGCCAAGUCUAGUAUCAACGUGGAGGAAGCUUUUUACACGUUGGCCAGAGACAUCAAGACCAAAAUGGAGAAAAAACUGAAGGAGGCAUCAAAUCCACCAAAAACUGGUGGAAAUCAACUUAAAGCGUCAGAGCCAGCGAGAAAGCCACCAAAUUGGUUGGCAAGAUGUACUAUACUCUGACCCAUCAUUAUAAAGUCUGCACUGUCAACCGUUUACAAUCGUAAAAACCAUUUUUUUACACCUCACCAGCGACAAUCGAAGAUACAAACGCAUCGAAUGUUUGUGGAUGCAUAACUAGUAUUCAACGAUGCGAGUGAUGAAAAACAUCUCGACGAGAUUUGAUUUUAUUUUAACAAAUUUAUUUUAAAAAUAACAAAACGAGAUAAAAGUAAACAAUUGGUUUAGUUAUUUUCUAAGAAAUUAUGAUGAUAUUAACGGGAACACAGGGAGAUGGCCGUUGACCAAAUCCACUAUUGCACAGGAAUCUUUUUAUUACUCUAGCUGUUAAUUAUGUAUUUGCAUUGAGGAAAUAAUGACGGUGGGAUGAACUUAUUCGCUCAUUCGAUAGUACAAUCAUGACUGCGGCAGUUUUAAUCAGUUCAUUAACUGGGAGAUGAAUGAGUUGUAAUCGAUUAAUUCUUCCCCUUGCAAUUCAAUCGAUAUCUCUCGAUUUUUUGAGGGAGGGAGUGAAGUGAUUGCUUUAUUUCGUGGAUAUCUCCAGAAGUAUUGGAUCUAGAGAAAAAGUUCCGGGGAAUUUAUUGUGGAUAAUGAAAUUUUCCAUGGAAAAGCUCCCACGAAGUUUUUUCCAAAUCCAGCGGUUCCUGAGAUAUCCACGAAAGAAAAUGAGAAUUAUUUCAUCAAUUUCGUAUAUUCUCUUUUUUUCUCAAUUCGGUCUCUCGUGUGUAUCUCCUGAAGUAUUGGGUGUACGGAAAAGAAUUGUGGGACCUUUUUUGGGUAGAAUUAAAUUCUCUAGAAAAAUUGUCGAAUUUCUUUUUGUCGUACACCCACCGGAUCUCGAAAUAUUCGCGAAAGAAAAGAGUAAAAGUGAAUUUUAAAGGAAUUAACAUCGGUUUUGUCACUCCCUUGCUCAAUUAAAACAAUUUCCUCAUUUAAUAGCACGUAUAAUGAGAAGUAUAGGUGAAUGAUGAUAUGUAGAGAAUAAUUUAAGGCCGGGAUUUCUCUCCGUAUGUUCAUAAUACUACCGAAUAUAGCUUUUUCACGACG
Molecule: messenger RNA, 1987 nt
Organism: Fopius arisanus
Lineage: Eukaryota; Metazoa; Arthropoda; Insecta; Hymenoptera; Braconidae
Gene: Rab8
Product: RAS oncogene family member Rab8
Exons: 6
Coding region: 311-943 (210 amino acids)
Biological process (GO): protein localization to plasma membrane; protein secretion; regulation of exocytosis
Cellular component (GO): trans-Golgi network transport vesicle; endosome; plasma membrane
Molecular function (GO): GTP binding; GTPase activity
Source: RefSeq, a predicted model, not a curated record